Notolabrus celidotus (New Zealand spotty) is the source of this 2946-nucleotide messenger RNA. Its product is annotated as RNA-binding protein 5-like. The record is from RefSeq and is a predicted model, not a curated record. Gene Ontology annotation, biological process: mRNA splicing, via spliceosome. Gene Ontology annotation, cellular component: nucleus. Gene Ontology annotation, molecular function: RNA binding. The coding region runs from base 129 to 2642 and encodes 837 amino acids. The transcript has 25 exons. Lineage: Eukaryota; Metazoa; Chordata; Actinopteri; Labriformes; Labridae.
CCUGCUGAGGGAAACAUUAGAUAAACAUUAAACCCUUUUUCCGCUCUGAAGCAGGCCAACGACAAAGCUAGCAAGCCGUGGCAACAUUACGAGUUCUUUGAUCAAACACGUACCCUCCACACAAAACCAUGGGAGUUGAUAAAAGACUUGGUCGAAGUGAACGUAGUGGAAGAUAUGGUUCAGAUGGGAGGAGAGAUUAUCCAGAAUGGCAUGAAAGACGAGGCAGAGAUAUGGAGAGGGACUAUGAUCGGCGUUGGAGUGAUGAGAGACAGAGAGACGGCAGAGACAGUCCAGAGCAACAGAGGGGUCGAAAACGGCGGAAUAGUGACAGAUCCGAUGAUGAAUAUGAGGGGGAUUAUCCAGAUCAGGACUAUAAAAUGGAUCAGGACGAGGAGAGCAAAACUAUCAUGCUGAGGGGACUCUCUCUUCAGGUCACAGAAGAAGACAUCCGCUCAGCACUCGAGCAGCUGCAGGGUCCCCAGCCUGUGGACAUCCGAUUGAUGAAGAAAAGGACAGGUAUAAGCCGAGGUUUCGCCUUCGUGGAGUUUUAUCACUUGCAAGAUUCUACCCGAUGGAUGGAGACCAAUCAGAAUGAGUUGGUGAUCCAAGGGAAAAACAUUGCAGUGCACUACAGCAACAGGAGACAGAAGUUUGAAAACUGGCUUUGCAAUGCAUGUGGCCUGUACAAUUUCCGGAAAAGGCUGAAGUGUUUCAGGUGUGGAGCAGCCAAAGUUGAUGGGGAGCCGGUGGCACAAAAUGGUUUGAGUGCUGAGGUUCAACAGCUGGGGGAUUACAAUGGAGACACAAUCAUUUUGAGGAACAUUGCUCCUCUUUCCACUGUUGAUGGAAUAUUGAGCAUUUUGGCACCCUAUGCUAACCUGUCCGCGGGCAACAUCCGCCUCAUCAAAGACAAGCAAACAGGACAGAACAGAGGCUUUGCCUUUGUUCAGCUCUCAUCCCCCUUGGAGGCUUCUCAGCUGCUCACGAUUCUCCAGAGCCUUCAGCCACCUCUAAAACUGGAUGGAAAAACAAUUGGUGUGGAUUAUGCCAAGAGCGCUAGGAAAGACUCAGCACAGCCUGAGGGGGUGAGAGCCAGCGCUCUCUCUGUGGCCAGCACUGCCAUUGCUGCUGCUCAGUGGUCAUCCAGUCAGUUACAGCAAGGUUCAGGGACCAGCUCUGACUACAUCGCCCCUCCAGAGGCUUACUUCCAGCAGACACAAGAACAGAAUUAUCAGGUGUGGCAGCAGCAGCCUGAAGGACUGGCCCCUGUCAUUGGAGAUGGAUUACUGGGAGCUGCUCCAGGAAUAAAGACUCUGAUCCCUGCAGCCAUACCAGGUGUGGUCCUAUCCCAGGCGGCACAAGUUUAUCAACCUGGCAUUAUGAGCCAGCCAGCUGUACAGUCACAUCAAGCUGUGAGGCCUGUUGAUGCGGCGCAGCAGACUGCAAGUGUUUGCGCUACACCACUGGUAGCACCAUCAACUUCCACUGCUGCAGCUACUGUCAGUGCUGCCAUGACUGCUAACACAACAGCUACCCCUGAUACCUCUACAUACCAGUAUGACGAGGCUUCAGGGUACUAUUAUGACUCCCAGACCGGCUUGUACUAUGACCCCAACAGCCAAUAUUACUAUAACUCUGAGACGCAGCAGUACCUCUACUGGGACAGUGAGAAGCAGCAAUACGUUCCCGCCCCUCAAUCUGACUCAAGUGUGGAACAAGCUAACGCAGCGGCUGGUUCUUCCUCCGCAAACAGUAAAGAGGCCAAAGAGAAAAAAGACAAGCCUAAAAGCAAGUCUGCACAGCAGAUAGCGAAGGACAUGGAGCGUUGGGCAAAAAGCUUCAAUAAGCAGAAAGAGAGUUUUAAGGGAGGCGCUCACGGAAUUGGAGCGUCCAGAGACGAGGAGAGGAGAGAGUCUGCAGCUGCUGAUGCAGGCUUCUAUCUCUUUGAGAAGAAGCAAAUGGGAGGCUUUGAGAUGGCAUCCCUCAUGGCUGAGCAAUUCAAGAUGGCAGAGCAGGAGACUUUUGCCAAGAGCAGUGUGGUUGCUGCUUACAAUGGAGACAGUGACACAGAGGAGGGAAGCUCAGAUAGAGCGGGGGAGGAAGAUGGAAAAAUAACAGACUGGGAGAAGAUGAUUUGUUUGCUGUGUCGACGGCAGUUCCCCACCAAAGAUACUCUGCUGCGUCACCAGCAGCUUUCCGACCUCCACAAGCAAAACUUGGAGAUUCAGAGAAGAUCAAAACUCACAGAAGAUGAGCUGGAGGAGCUAGAGAGGAAAGAGAGUGAGCUGAAGUACAGAGACAGAGCUGCAGAGAGAAGGGAGAAGUAUGGUGUUCCUGAACCUCCUGCACCAAAGAAGAAAUUUUACAAACCACCAGCCCCCACAGUAAACUAUGAGCAGCCAACAAAAGACGGCCUAACGAGUGAUAAUAUUGGGAACAAAAUGCUGCAAGCGAUGGGCUGGCAGCAGGGCAAAGGUCUGGGACGCCACCAGCAGGGCAUCACUACUCCCAUUGCGGCUUCAUUAAGAACCAAGGGCACAGGCCUGGGCAUUAAAGGAAGCGCAUAUGAACUGUCAGCAUCUGACACCUAUAAGGAUGCUGUACGUAAGGCAAUGUUUGCACGCUUUACUGAUACAGAGUGAACACAAGAGAGAUAUGUUAUCAUACUUAAAUAGGGGAUUCUUUUGGGGCCAUAUUAUCUGUGAAAGGAAAAGAGAGUAUGUUUUUUUUUCCUCCUGUAAAAAACUUGAACUGAAAUUUCUAUCCCAUCAAAGUGUAUAGAAUUUAGUUUUAUUUUGUAUAGCUUGAUAUCUUGUCAGAAUGUGUUCAGCUGAUGAACAUGUCAAUUUUGUUGAUGUGUGUGUAAAAAUGAUUUGGACCAACUGAGGCUUUUGUUUCUGUGAUGGAGAGAAUUCAUGUGAAAAUUAAACCAACCUUUGUGCUUUA